Bombina bombina (fire-bellied toad) is the source of this 3360-nucleotide messenger RNA. RefSeq names its product alanine aminotransferase 2. Gene Ontology annotation, biological process: biosynthetic process. The record is from RefSeq and is a predicted model, not a curated record. The transcript has 11 exons. NCBI's taxonomy places the organism in Eukaryota, Metazoa, Chordata, Amphibia, Anura, Bombinatoridae. Bases 215 to 1852 code for a protein of 545 amino acids. Gene Ontology annotation, molecular function: pyridoxal phosphate binding; L-alanine:2-oxoglutarate transaminase activity.
GCAAGCUCAGAUCUUCCGUGCACCCUGCUCAGCUUCUGAGACUCUUCUCACCCUGAUUAAUUUCAGGAUUCAUUUUAAGCAAAUUCUCCUAUAAAUCCCACAGACUUCUGUUCAUGAUUUUUCUUUUGCUUUGUAGGGAAUUUUUAGUCUCUUUCUAACCCUUUGUUUGAACAUCUGGAUCAGUCACACUUUGUGCAAUUCUGUGAUCUUUGCUAUGAGUAUUCUGCAGAUUUGUGCCUCAGUCAGGGGGAAUAUAUUCCCUAUGGCACAGGUUUUAAGAUGUUGUCUUGCACCACCCAGAAGGGCCCCUCUCAUGCCCACUCAUGUGUCACUCCACAGGUCUUUGUCAGGGACACCAGUGGCUGAAAGGGACGGGAAACUUGCUCGCAAGAUGAUUCAGAAUGGAACGCACAACCGCAUCCUAACUGUGGAUUCCAUGAAUCCCUGCAUCAAAAAGGUUGAGUACGCAGUCAGAGGACCCAUUGUUAUCAGAGCUGUGGAACUGGAAAAGGAGCUGCAACAGGGGGUGAAGAAACCAUUCACUGAGGUUAUCAAAGCCAACAUUGGGGAUGCCCACGCCAUGGGCCAGAAACCCAUCACUUUCCUGAGACAGGUAACCUCCCUUUGCCUAUAUCCAGAGCUUCUCAAUGACAAUAAGUUCCCUGAAGAUGUGAAAAAGAAAGCUCUGCGGAUUCUACAGGCCUGUGGGGGGCAGAGUAUAGGAGCAUACAGCGCCAGCCAAGGCAUUGAGCUAAUCCGUCAGGAUGUCGCUAAAUACAUAGAGCGCAGAGAUGGUGGCAUUUCCUGCAGCGCGGACAAUAUCUACCUCUCUACAGGAGCCAGUGAUUCCAUAGUGACAAUGCUGAAGCUUCUGGUGUCCGGUCAGGGAAAGAAUCGCACAGGAGUGCUCAUACCGAUUCCUCAGUACCCCCUGUACUCAGCAGCCCUGGCAGAGUUAGACGCUGUGCAAGUUAACUAUUACCUGGAUGAAGAGAACUGUUGGGCGCUAGAUAUCACCGAGCUGAGGAGGGCACUAGAGGAGGCCAGGAAGCACUGCAACCCUAAAGUGCUAUGUAUCAUUAACCCCGGCAAUCCCACGGGCCAGGUGCAGAGCAGAAAAUGUAUUGAGGAAGUGAUCCGUUUUGCAGCAGAAGAGAACCUUUUCUUGAUGGCUGAUGAGGUUUAUCAGGAUAACGUCUAUGCCAAGGGUUGUGCCUUCCACUCUUUUAAGAAGGUUCUGUUUGAGAUGGGACCCAAAUACUCUGACGUGGUGGAGAUGGCUUCCUUCCAUUCUACCUCCAAGGGCUUCAUGGGCGAGUGCGGAUUCCGGGGCGGCUAUAUGGAAGUGGUUAACAUGGACCCUGAAGUCAAGCAGCAGUUGACCAAGCUAGUAUCUGUGCGACUGUGCCCACCAGUACCAGGACAGGCAUUGCUGGACGUUGUGGUGAACCCACCACAGCCCGGAGACCCCUCCUACAAACAGUUCAUUGCAGAGAAGCAGACGGUACUGGGUAACCUGGCAGAAAAAGCUCGACUCACUGAAGAGAUCCUUAACCAGGCACCGGGGAUCCGAUGUAACCCAGUUCAGGGUGCUAUGUACUCUUUCCCCAGAAUCCACAUUCCAGAAAACGCUGUCAGACUAGCAGAGGCAGAGGGUCAGGCCCCCGAUAUGUUUUUCUGUAUGAAGCUGCUGGAGGAAACUGGCAUCUGUGUGGUCCCUGGCAGUGGCUUUGGGCAGCGUGAUGGAACUUACCACUUCAGGAUGACCAUCCUUCCACCGACUGAUACGCUGAAGAGCCUGCUGGAGCGGCUAAAGGAUUUCCACCAGAAAUUCACCCAGGAAUACUCCUAGAUGAUGCCCAUUUAAAGCAUAUGGUGCCGCCUGAAACGCUACUCUGCAGGGAAGUGGUCUGUUAGAUACCAUUCUUCCACGGCUGGCCCUAGUACCACUUACCUUUCUCAUCCAGGCAUCAUGAACCUUUAUAGAUGUGCCAAAUUCACGCCAAUCAGUAUGAUUUCCUGAACCUGUCCUUAAACAUGUUGUAUUAUAGCGAGCAUCUGGCCUUAUGCAUAGACUCUGUAGAGCUGCAAUCAAAUUCCUCGAAUGAUCAAUAAUUCUCUUAAGAAAAUGCUGUAAACCCAUAAUUUACGCUUUCAUGCUGAUGGAGGUUUUAGGCAUAUCUGUUAGAGUAAUCUCCUCACCUGCGCCUUAUGGAAAGGUUAUUGUUACAUCUGCAUCUUCUCAAAUGCUGCUCAGAGAUGGAAAAACUACUUCCAAAGCCAAACCUUUUAAGCCAUAUAUGUAUGUUCUCCUUCUCCAAAUGUAACCCCUAGUAAGUCCUGGUGACUCAGCACACUACAGAUCUCCUGAGAAUGUGUCACAAAAUAGAAUUGACUUCACUUGUAGAGCAGGACUGGGGGUCUCUGCUUGACCCUGUAUUUGGAUUUGGUAGACAGGACUGGGGGUCUUUGCUUGAUCCUGGCUGUGGAUGAGGGAACUAGGGGUCUCUGCUUGAUCCUGGUUGUGGGUAAGAGGACUAGGGGUCUCUGCUUGAUCCUGGCUGUGGAUGAGGGAACUAGGGGUCUCUGCUUGAUCCUGGGUGUGGGUAAGAGGACUAGGGCUUGCUGCUUGAACCUGUGUGUGGGGGGGUAGAAAGGGCUGUGGGUCUGCUUGAUCCUGGGUGUGUGUGAGAGUACUAGGGGGUCUCUUAUUGAUCCUGGGUGUGUGUGAGAGUACUAGGGGUCUCUGUCUGAUCCUGGGUGUGGGGAGAAUGGGCUGAGAGUCUUUUCUUGAUCCUGUGUUUUAGUGAGAGGACUAGGGGUCUCUGCUUGAUCCUGGGUGUGGGGGGAAAGAGCUUAGGUGUCUUUGCUUGUUCCUGUGGAGGGUAGAAAGGGCUGAGGGUCUCUGCUUGAUCCUGGGGUGUGGGGAGAAAGGGCUGAGGGUCGUCUCUUGAUCCUGGGUAUGUGUGAGAGUACUAGGGGGUCUAUGUCUGAUCCUGGGUGUGUGGAGAAUGGGCUGAGGGUCUUUGCUUGAUCCUGUGUUUUAGUGAGAGGACUAGGGAUCUCUGCUUGAUCCUGGGUGUGGGGAGAAAGGGUUGAGGGUCUCUGCUUGAUCCUGGGUGUGUAUGAGAGUACUAGGGGGUCUCUUCUUGAUCCUGGGUGUGUGUGAGUACUAGGGGGUCUCUUCUUGUUCCUGGGUGUGUGUGAGAGUACUAGGGGGUCUCUUCUUGAUCCUGGGUGUGUGUGAGAGUACUAGGCGGUCUCUGUCGGAUCCUGGGUGUGGGGAGAAUGGGCUGAAAGUCUUUUCUUGAUCCUGUGUUUUAGUGAGAGGACUAGGGGUCUCUGCUUGAUCCUGGGGGA